AUGCCAAAACCUGUGGCCAUUUCCAAGUUCCUGCCAUCUCUCCAAAUUCCUCCGUCCGACCAAACACUGCUACGGGAAUUAGCGACGACGAUCGUCACACAUAACCUCGAGCAAUACAACAAUCUGUGCCUUACAAAAGACGGUCAUCCAGACAGUCGAGUUUGGAAACCAACUCGCAAGACAGACGGCAUUCGAAUCUAUCGAGAGCGUCCGAAUUCCGCCAGUGAGUCUGCACCACAAAUUCCGUCGCUGUUACUCUUGGGCUCCAUGGUCGGCAAAUUAGACGACAUCAUGUACGCCGUCGUGACACCGACGGACGAAUCUCUCAAAAUAAAGUCUUGCUGCAUCCGAGACGGAGUUGUCGAUAGCAGAGUUCUCCAGGAGCUCGUGUGCCCCACCGUUGAUGACCCGUUUCACCACGUAAGUCUUCAGUGGCGUCUGUACGAAGGUCGUGACUACGUGACACUCGACACCUCGGGCAUGAUGCAGACCCCAUGGGGUGAGCGUGUUGGCUAUAACGUGUCGCACUCGGUCAGCUUUGCUCAAUUGCCAGCUUUCGCAGAGCUCAAAAUCGCACGUGGCAAUAUGUCCGUGUGCUCACUCUACCACCAGAAGGCAAACAACACGGUCGAAUGCUACACCCGCGGAUUCUUUGACUUGUCCACGAACACACACGGAAACACCGUUUUGGCACUGCAGAACAUCGCCACGCAGUGGUUGUCGUUCUCACGCAACAUGCAAUACGCGCAAAUGAAGAAGCUUGCGUGGCAUUUGCGUCAAAACAGCUACGAUAUCGACGCGCCACUGCUUACACCAGCCCGAUCAAAGCAGAUACGCACUGCCUCAACGUGUCAAGUGUGCACCAAGAGCUUCAGUUUCCUGCCUCAUAGCAAAAAGUUCUGCAAGAGCUGUGACCAGGUUGUGUGCUCUCGUUGUUGCGUCAAGAAACUUGUUUGUGUCAUGUUACCUGACCAUUCUUCGAUUCUCCAGAAUAAACGCGUAUUCUGUUCUCAAUGCAUUCAUCGAGUCGUUCAGAGUGAUGCCGUUGCAAUUGCUCGCGAUGAACUAAUACGAAUAGGCUAUGAGAGUGACCCAACUGAACACUCACAACGACAGAAUGGUGGUCCAUGCCGUACCAAGCAAUAG
Molecule: messenger RNA, 1146 nt
Organism: Peronospora belbahrii
Lineage: Eukaryota; Oomycota; Peronosporomycetes; Peronosporales; Peronosporaceae
Source: the annotation of a GenBank genome assembly